This is a messenger RNA of Thermochaetoides thermophila DSM 1495, 3744 nucleotides long. RefSeq lists its product as uncharacterized. The record is from RefSeq and is a predicted model, not a curated record. Gene Ontology annotation, cellular component: RNA polymerase II, holoenzyme. Lineage: Eukaryota; Fungi; Ascomycota; Sordariomycetes; Sordariales; Chaetomiaceae. The transcript is spliced from 2 exons. Gene Ontology annotation, molecular function: RNA polymerase II complex binding. Gene Ontology annotation, biological process: mRNA 3'-end processing. Bases 1 to 3744 code for a protein of 1247 amino acids.
AUGCAUUCGGCCGUCCUUCCCGCGCCCUCGACCCGCAAGCGGUCACGGGCAUUGAUCGAGACCCCUCAAGAUGCCACGGUCGAAGAAGAGGGGCACUCCAAGGGCGGGCACUCACUGCGCAAGCGAGCCCGCAUCGACUACACCCAAGAGGUCAUCGAUGACGAGGUCGGCGUCGCGAUAACCAAGACCGCGGCUGCCACACCGACCACCCGCAGUCGGAAGAGGAGGGGUGCCGCCGACGACUCCGAGGAGGAGUCAGACCGCGAGGAGUUUAGCUCCGCCAACAAGCGCCGGCGGGCCGAGGGGUCUCCUGCUCCGAUGGGCCGCACAGCGGGCUCCUACCGCCGCCGGCAGCCAUCGGCGAGCAAGAAGCCGGCCACCGAAGUCGCCCCCGCCCUCGCCGCCAGCGUCGUCGGUCAGUUGGCUGACGACGUGCAAGACACCAUCCUGGUCGGGGUGCCCAUGGACGACACUGGUGCCGAAUCGACCCAGUCGUCGCCUCAGAAGACGGAUUCGCGUUCUGAUUCAUCGAUUCGGUCAGCGGAUAAGGACGCCGGCCGGACAAAAGAAACCUCUCCGGCGCCCCAGCAAGAGCUUGACGCGUCGUGGGGCACGUCAGCUGCCAGUUCGGCCACGCUCGCGAGCAACUCACCGGUCGACGAGACCAAAGUUACGCAAGAGCAGCGCCUGACCAUCGAGCCCCCCGCCGCCGCUGCAGCCGCCAAGGACAGCCCCCGGCCGAGCGAGCCCAAGGCUUCCCCUUCCCCCUCCGCCGAGUCGGCCCCCCGGCCGACUACUGAAAACGCCGCUGCCAGCGGCCAGCCUGCGCCCGAAGCAAAGCCCUCUGAGGGGUCUGCCGCUGCGCCAGCUGCACAGGCCGAGGUGUCUAGCCCGUUGCUGCGCCGGGCUGCCAAGUCGACGGGGCCGGCGAGGAUGCGAGCGUUAGAACCCAUCUACUCCUCGCCGACCCCGUUUGGCACCCUCCUUAAGCUCACCCCUUACGAGAGUGAGGACAUUGCUCUUCCCGGCCCAUUCACUGAAUGGGUCUACCCGGCCGCCGACAAGGCCAAGGCUGUCGAGCCCACGCCGGUGGUUACUCCCACCGCAGCCUCGGUCUCGACUGAGCCGAAGCCUGUUGUCAGUUGGGAUGCUCGCCGGCCGUUAAAAGUCAGCGAGUUUUUCAACCUGUGGCGCCAGGAGAAGAAGCGCCGUGAGGAGGCUGGCGAGCCGCCCAUCUCACUGGUCGAGUUCAACAACGUCUGCGCGAAGCGGUAUCGCGAGGCACAAAAGAACCUUGACCAACCUGGUGGGAUCUCGCCGGCUGACGAGGAGGAGGAAGUCCCUGCGCCCAAGAAGUCGGCAACCAAACGCAAAGACGUCGAGGAGUCGGUUCAGGACGACUCCCAAGCUCCCACUGCCGCUCCAUCCCCUGCCGCUGCUGAGGACGAAGCUAACCAAGAAGACGCUGUUGACGAGGAACAAGACACCGCGACCGUGUCCAACAGCCCCGCCCUCAAGCCCGACAGCCCGGUGGAACCGAUCGAAGUCACUCGUCUGCCUCGCAAGCAGUACCUCUUCCCCAAGCUGCGCGAUCCAAACGAGUUUGUCGAGGCCCUCGAGAACUACCAAGAAAUGGACUCAGACAAGCUCUACAGCACGCUUGCUGCCGCCGUUGAGACUAUGGACGUCUACCAGCGCGAGUACAACGAGCUGCGCAAGAUUCUCGACGACGAGGAUAACGCCAAACGUCGCCAGGCCAACGACAAGACCAUCGUCAACUGGGAGAACCGCCAGAAGGCUGACGACCCGCCGCACUGGCGCCGUCAUUUCGACGAUGUUGUCAAGGGACCGACUCCCUACGAGAUUCGUGGCGUGCGCGCCCCCAAGCCGUAUGUCGAUGACCCUGUCCUGGAACACCAGCGUGAAGAGGACCGCCUGAUGGCCCAGAUCUACGGUUUCAAGCAUAACAACCACCCGUCGAUGGUCGGAAGGCAAAAUCCCGAGGAGCAGCGCUGGGAGAUGCCCGAAAAUCGCCUGCGCAAGCGGACUGAGAAGGGGGCUGAACUGGCUGAGGAUAACGUUAUUGAGGGAAAGCGGACGCGCAAGCCGCGGUAUGUUAAUGAAAGCAAGGAUGUCAGUCGCGCAGGUACACCGCUGCCGAGUCUCCCUUGGGGUCGUAGGCAGAGACGCAAGAGGAUUGCCACGCCGCUGGAUGGUGAGGGUGAAGAGGCUGAUGCGCCGGCUGAGAAUGUUGAGCAGCCCGUUCGCAAGGGCAGGAGAGGCCGUCCGCCGGCUUCUGCUGUUGCUGCGGCCACCGCUGCCGCUCAGGCCCAGGCUGACCGUGACGAUCAGGAGUCUGUCAUGGCUGAGGCUCAAGACGCAAACCAGACUGAGGAUGAGAACGAGGUUGAGACCAAGCCGAAGGGCCGCAGACGCGGUCGUAUUGCUGCUGCCAAGCAAGAGGCGCCUACUUCUGUUCCGGCUGGUUUUGGGAAGCGCGGUCGGGGGGCCAACGCUGGACAAGAGACCUUGUAUGGACAGACUGUUGAGCAGCAGCAAGAGUCGAGACCCAGCACCGCGUCGUCAGAGCACACGAAUGAUACCGUCGAGUCGACUUACUCGCUGAGAGAAAAGAAGAGGCGCAACUUUGCGCUGGAAAAUGACCCCGAGAUAGAACCACGCAGGCGUGGUCGUGGCACAGUUAAGCAAGACACCAAUAGCGAGAACAACGGCGAGCCUCGCAGACGUCAGCGUCGCAAGGAGCCGGCUGCUCAAGAUCAACCUGAAGUUCCGAUGCACCCCCAACACCAACAACUUGCCCAGACUGCAGCUCAGUCUGCCCCCGGCAGCCCGCACCUACAGCCGAUUGCAGCAUCGAAGUUUUACCACAGUUUCAUGACCGGCCCCAUGGUCGUCGAGCACAUGCCGCAACAAGCUGCCCAUCAACCUGCUCAAGGUCCCUACUUACAUACCUUUAAUGCUAGCCCCGCGUUCCCUCCCGGUGUUACACCCCCUCCUCCUCCGCCGCCAUCAGUCAAGAAGCCGAUUACUAAGAUCAAGAUCACCAAUCCUCCGGGCCAGACUGGGAACGGUACUUCGAAUGGGUCGGCUUCUGCGUCUGGGUCGACUUCGCGCGCGCAGACGCCUGCUAAUGGUACUGGUGGGAAGGGUAAGGGCAGGAAGAGCUCCGCUGCCGCUUCUACUGGUGAGAAGAAUGGUUCUGGUGCUAGUGCCAGCGCCGGAAGUGGCGUCGUCAAUGGGGACUUCGAUAAGCCUUAUGCGGAGAUGACCAAGAGUGAGAAGAUGAGUUGGUCGAUGAGACGUCGGUGGGCCUCGGGCGAAAUGCAAGGCGCCGUCGAGAAGCGUCGCACUACCCUGGCGAACAAGAAGGCCGAGCGUGCAGCUGCUAACGCCAACAAUAGCUCUAACAACAACACCUCUCAGAACGGCAACGGCACGAACCAGGCCCCUUCCAAUACCGACAGCGCCCCUUCUUCAGCCGGCCCUUCUGAUCCUACUACCCCUGCUUCGUUGACUGGUGGUCCGCUUGCGCUUCCGCGGGGUUCUGUUGGCGGGCUGACAAUGCACCCUCCUCAGCACCAAGUUCAUGGGAUUAUGCAGCAACCUCUGAUGCCCGGCCAGAGAAUGCUUGAGUAUGGCAUGCAGCAUGGACAACUUCCUCCCCCGAUGCAACCGCAGCAACCUCAUGGACAGCAGCACCCUGGUAUUGGGAGAAUGCCUUAG